Molecule: messenger RNA, 1871 nt
Organism: Gossypium raimondii (Peruvian cotton)
Lineage: Eukaryota; Viridiplantae; Streptophyta; Magnoliopsida; Malvales; Malvaceae
Product: cytochrome P450 CYP82D47
Exons: 2
Coding region: 48-1616 (522 amino acids)
Biological process (GO): defense response to other organism
Molecular function (GO): iron ion binding; oxidoreductase activity, acting on paired donors, with incorporation or reduction of molecular oxygen; monooxygenase activity
Source: RefSeq, a predicted model, not a curated record
UCAUCAAUUACUUCAGAAGAUCUCUACACUUUCUUAUCACAGCAGUGAUGGAUCUUCUUGAUUUCUCCACUUUUGGUUAUGCAGUAGUGUUAGGCAUCACGCUACUAUUUUUGUACACCAAACUCAAGAAGUCUAGCUCAGGAAGUGGCGGCAAAGCUGCACCCGUAGCAGCCGGUGCAUGGCCAAUAAUCGGUCACCUCCCGCUGUUAGGCGGACCCAAGACCCCUCAUGAAACGUUGGGAGACUUGGGUGAGAAAUAUGGACCUGCCUACAUGAUCCGGAUUGGUGUUCACCCAGCCCUGGUGGUGAAUUCGAGUGAGGUAGCCAAGGAAAUCUUCACCGUCAAUGAUAUGUAUGUUUCUUCCCGAUCCGAAUUUGCUGCCGCUGAACACUUGGGUUACAACUAUGCCAUGUUUGGGUUUUCUCCUUACGGACAAUACUGGCGUGAAAUGCGCAAAAUAACAAUGUUGGAGGUGCUAUCCAAUCACAGGAUCGAUCAGCUCAAGAAAGUGUUUGUCUCAGAAAUAGAAGGCUCAAUGAAACUAUUAUAUAAAACUUGGGCCAAGAAAAAGGAUGGCUCGGGUAAGGUGUUGGUUGAGAUGAAGAAACACUUUUCGGACUUGACUUUGAACGUUAUUAUGAGGACGGUUGCUGGGAAGAGGUACAGUGUUGUUGCAGAGGAAGACCAGAAAGAGGUGUUGAGAUAUCGUAAGGCUUUACGAGAUUUCUUUCACUUGACAGGGAUGUUUGUGUUGGGCGAUGCAGUCCCUUUCCUCCGAUGGUUGGAUAUUGGUGGUUAUGAGAAGUGGAUGAAGAAAACUGCUAAAGAGUUGGAUGAAAUUUCCGGAGGAUGGCUAGAUGACCAUAGGAAGGGUGGACGUUGGGAUGAAAAUAAAAAGGAGAAGGAUUUCAUGGACGUGAUGAACUCUGUUCUUAAAGGUGCAAGUCUUGCCGGAUAUGAUGCUGACACCAUCAACAAAGCCACUUCCUUGAAUAUGAUUUUAGCAGGCAGUGACACCACAACGGUUACCUUAAUAUGGGGUCUUUCCCUAAUGUUGAACAAACCUCAUAUACUCAAAAAGGCUCAAGAAGAAUUAGACACCUAUAUAGGCAGGGACAGGUUUGUGAAUGAGACAGACAUCGGCAAAUUAGUGUACAUCCAAGCCAUAGUUAAAGAGACAUUAAGAAUGUAUCCACCUGCACCUUUGUCAGCACCUCGUGAGCUCAGUGAAAGUUGUUCUAUUGGAGGCUAUGACAUCCCCAAAGGCACCCGACUGAUCAUAAACCUUCAUAAGAUCCAAAGGGAUCCUAAAAAAUGGCCAGAACCAUCAGAGUUUAAUCCCGAGAGGUUUCUCACAACCCACAAAGAUGUGGAUGUUAGGGGCCAGCAUUUUGAACUGAUGCCUUUUGGCAGUGGUAGGAGGAGUUGUCCUGGAACAUCGUUUGCACUCCAUAUGCUAUACUUGACCAUGUCUAAUUUCUUGCACGCCUUCGAUUUCUCAACGCCAUCCAAUGGUUUGAUUGACUUGACUGGCACAGUUGGCUUGACCAACAUUAAAUCUACCCCGCUUGAAGCAUUAGUCUCACCUCGCCUUGCUCCUGAGCUCUAUAACUAAGAUUGCAAAAAUAGAGUGUGAAGAACAGAAAAGGUUAAGCAUUUUGGUUCUUACGGUGUUGUGUUAUUUAUUGGGGCAAUCUCGCCUCUGUUACAUCCCCUUCUUUUCAAAACUAAUAAUGAUAAAAUUACUCAUACGUGAAUAGAAUAAAGGAUUUUUGUAAUGUCAAGUUAAUUUCCUAGCGGUUUUAUGGGUUACCUAUAUCGUCCUGUAAAAAUGAUAUUUGCUGGGCAAAAUAUAUUCCAUUUCUUUUUA